AUGGUCACCCACAUGAAGCCACCAUUGCGCCGCAUGUACAACGUUACCCAAAGACUGCUGAUCUUUGCAGUGCUCUUCCUCAAUUCGUUCAUUGAUCUUGCCACUAUCGAUGGUCACGUCCUUCCACGUCCUCUCAUCAGCACCACUAGCAGCAGCAUCCCGGUACGUAACUUUUCCACCGCUGGCAGUGACAAUAUUGCUACGAUCACCACCGGCGCUACCACUUCUGGCAGUUCUACGCCCUUCGACGUUUCCGGUUUCGCCUCCACGGGCGCCCCAAGCACCCGCGAACGUGUUGCGGUGUUGCCGUUCGUGCGCACACAGCCCCCAGCCCCAGCUACGACCGACAAUCAGCAUACCGAAGGCGAUCCGCACAGUGACAUGCUGAACAACACAGCCGGCCGGGUUUUGGUGGUUGCACCUGAAAACUUUUCCAUCGACAAGCUACGCCAAGGAUUUCACAACUUUGUCAAACUGCUGCAAACUAACCGGCCACCGGUGGCGGCGAGCGACAGCGACGACGAGAGCGACAAUCUGACGCGUUCUCGCUUCGACAAGCUGAUCCAGUUCCGGGCCUGGCGCGAUAUGGUUGCGUUCGAAAGUUGGCUGGACGAUCCCGCAUUUGCGACCGUGGUUUAUAUGUCGGACGAAAGUGACAGCUUCAUCGGAUACUGUGACAGCCUAUCGACACACUUAUCAACCGUCUACCGGAAGCUGGUGCUCUUUUGGCCUUGCCCAAGGAUGAAGGCGACGGAAAAGUUCAUUCCCUCUUACGAAACAGUUUCGUUCGCUGUGAAAAGCAUCGCGCAGCAGCUUAAUUGGACCGAAGCGAUCCUGCUAGCGACAGAUGCCAACCGUGCAUUAUCGCUUGCCUUAGCCAGUAAUCUACACAUACCCUACACGAUAGCAAUGGACCCAUCCAGCAUUCCCUCCACCUUUAACGAUAGCAAUGGAAAAGUGGUAAUCAUCUGUUCGCAAAUCAACUCACCACAAACAAUCAGCGUAAUCAAUCAACUUAAGCAGUACAGCAAAACGAAAAUCCUGCUCGUCGACAUGGUGGGAGCCAUUUUCAACAGUAACAACGUGCUGUACCGCCGCCUGGCCGAAGCGGACGAAUCAUUCGGUGCAGCGCUUCGCCAUCGGCGCAACCUGCUCGUGCUGACAAUAUUGACCGAAAAUUUUCGUUCCUUCCUGCAUCGUAUGCACGGUGUCGAUCUGGGCGACUAUAAGCAUAUCAGCGAGAAUUUGCUGAAAAUACGUUUGGCGGAAGAAAUCCCCAUUGAUGCGCCAUCGUUUGAUAGCGACGAUGAAGGUGAAGGUAGCGAUGGUUCUAACUCAACAAAGGACAGUAGCGUUUCCCACCUUUACCCAUCGUAUGACGACGAUUCGACGGUGCCGGACCACGUGCAGCAGCUACAACCCCACCCACCGGAGUUGCUGCUGGAGCUCCUAAGCCUGGCCGCGAACGGGACGAACACAUCGCAAAGCUGCGACUUCCAUUACUUUCUCAGCCACGUCGCGAACUGGUACGAAAUUCUCUCGCAAACGUUCGAUUCAGCGCGCUGCCAAACACUAUUUGGCAGCUAUUGUGAAACGAGCGUGAGUCACGGUGCCGGCGCGACCUAUCUCAAUCCAUCAUCGUCGGAUAACGUCACCGGAGAGGCGCGACACCUGCCAUCUGCCGGCCGGUCCAUGAAUCAAUCGGUCGAAGCAACCGUCGAUGAAAUUGAGCGAUUCUGUGACCUCUUUCUCGCUAGCUACGAUAAGCUGCUGACCGAGGGACUGGCCGCCGGGAACGUAACCCAAGAUGCGGACAGCCUGGACGCUCCGCCAGCGACGGAUCACCUGCUGAUGUUUGGAGAGCACUUUUACUUCUUUGACUUUCUGCUCGCCGUAUCGGACGACAGCCGGAAGCACCGCAAGUUUCAGUUCGAUUUUGUGGCGUUUGACUUUAAAAACGUUUCACACCACCGCACGGCCGUGGUUUGGCGUCCGUUCCUCGUUCUACAGCAAAGCCAGCUGCAUCAGCAUCAGUUCAGUGUGCAUCCGGUACCGCCCGGGUAUGCCGAUUGGGUCGUCGAGGCAACGCUCGAAACGAGCUGGAUCUGUGGAGUGCUCUGCUGGGCCAUCGUCGGGCUGGUGGCUAUCACCGCUGUCGCCAUGAUCGUGGGCAGCAUCGUGUUCAGUAUCGCUGUGCGAAACUACAUCAUCAAAACGCGCCUCUCCAAGGGUCCGAACAAAAUCGUUCUCUCACCGUCGGAUUUUGUGUUUCCAGUUGACAUGCGAAGGGUUGACGAGGGUAUCGAGGCGAUGCUGUGCUGCUGGCUCCAACAGCUGCAGGAAUUCGGUGGUCCCGAGGUUGAGAAGCCCGAUCUGCUGAAGGGAUCGAUUGGGUCGCUCAAGAACCUGGGACUAACGGCUCCGACGAAACCAAGCUCGGGCAGCGAAACGUUAAUACGUCAUCAUACCGCUGCAAUCGAUCAUAAGGCACGUUAUAAUGGUGAUUUAGUGCAGUUGAAGGAAAUCCCAUCGAGCUCGGCAUCCCACGAACUGAAAACGAAGGCAAUGGACCUGCUCGUGAUGGCGCACAGUUUACGACACGAAAACAUAAAUCCUCUAAUCGGCUGGCUAAAUGAACCGACCCGAACCGCACUGGUGUUUGAGCACUGUUCGCGCGGCUCGCUGCAGGAUGUGCUCAUAAUGGACGAGAUAAAACUGGACUGGUCGUUCCGGUUAAGCCUGCUGACGGAUCUGGUUCGUGGGAUGCGGUACCUGCAUGCCUCCCCGCUGCGUGUGCACGGAUCCCUUUCGUCGCGCAACUGUGUCGUGGACGCCCGGUGGGUGCUGAAGAUUACCGACUACGGCAUGUUAAGCUUCUACGAAGCCCAAGGCAUUGCACCGGCACCGCGGGGCGCCAAGGAGCUGCUCUGGACGGCCCCGGAAGCGUUGCGCGAAUCCAAAACCUACCCAAAGGCGGGCACUCAACCGGCCGAUGUGUACGCGUUCGGCAUCAUCAUGCAGGAGGUGGUGGUGCGGGGGGAGCCGUACUGUAUGCUUUCCCUAUCGCCGGACGAAAUCAUUGCAAAAAUCAAGAAACCACCCCCGCUAAUACGGCCCUCGGUGUCGAAGGGUGCGGCCCCGCCGGAAGCAAUCAACAUUAUGCGCCAGUGCUGGGCGGAAAAUCCUGAAAUGAGACCUGAUUUUGCAGCUAUCUGUGAGCGUUUCAAGCAAUUAAACCACGGGCGGAAGGUUAACUUUGUAGAUACGAUGUUUCAAAUGUUGGAAAAGUAUUCCAACAACCUCGAGGAGCUGAUACGUGAGCGAACGGAGCAGCUAGACAUUGAACGGAAAAAGACUGAACAAUUGCUGAAUAGAAUGUUGCCAAGUUCCGUUGCGGAAAAGCUCAAACUUGGGCUAGCUGUUGAGCCGGAAGAAUUCGCCGAGGUGACGAUCUAUUUCAGCGAUAUAGUGGGCUUCACGACGAUCGCGGCCCACUGCACACCGGUGCAGGUGGUCGAUCUGCUGAACGAUCUGUACACCUGCUUCGACGCCACUAUCAACGCGUACAACGUGUACAAGGUAGAGACGAUCGGCGACGCGUACAUGGUGGUCAGCGGUCUACCCGUCCGAACGCCCGACCAUGCCGAACAGAUCGCUACGAUGGCUUUGGAUCUUCUGUCGCAGAGUGGCCACUUCAAGGUUCGCCAUCUGCCUGGCGUUCCGCUGCAACUGCGCAUCGGACUGCACACCGGUCCCUGCUGUGCCGGUGUCGUCGGGCUAACGAUGCCCCGAUACUGUCUCUUCGGCGACACGGUCAACACGGCAUCCCGGAUGGAAUCAACAGGAUCGUCCUGGAGGAUUCACAUGUCCCAGCAGACGUGCAAUUUGCUCGAGAAAGCCGGCGGAUACGUAAUCGAGCCCCGGGGGCCUAUCGAAAUCAAGGGCAAAGGCAAAAUGCACACGUACUGGUUGCUGGGCAAAAAAGGGUUUGACAAGGCACUACCACCACCGCCACCGAUCGGGGAAUCGCACGGGCUCGACGUAGCGAUCCUGAAGCACUCGCUCUUCCAAUCGCAGCAGAACCAUACGAAAAUCAAUAACGCCUCCAUCCAGAGCAACACCUGCUCGACGGCGAACCACUCGUCCAGCCAUUCGCCGUCGGUCACGGGUGAAUCGAUCGAUGUGAAGGUGGAAAUAACGCCACCCGUUCCGCCCGGGCCGGAACAGCAACAGCCACCGGGCCACGAUACUGCCGUCCUCUCGACCUCCUUCUCCAUCGACUCGAGCUCGAGCAACAACACGUUCACGCUGAACCUUGGCGACUUUGUGCAGCCGAAGGCAACGCCACUGCCAAGCCCGCAAACACGCAAACUGUCCGAAGUCAUCGCCGACGGUUCGUUCCUGAAUGCGAACGCGAACUUUGACCGGCUCAACCCUUCCCCCACGUCCACCGCCAGCUCGACGCGGUUGUUCAAGCGCAUCGAGGAACUGAUCGACCUUAGCUCGCCCUACAACUACUACAAGUGUUUAAGCCCGAGCGAGAACAAUCUGUCGCAGUGUGCGGAGUCGCGCUACGGCAGCUACCAGUUGCGCUCGGACAGUUGCUCCAGCAAGCCGGGCUCCACGCGCUUCCUACGCCGCCAGUUCAGUCUCGACAAGGACGACGUCGGCCCGUCGUCGGGUGGAGCAACCAGUGCAGGUGCUACGAUGAGCCAGAAGGCGACGCUCGAUACCAUAUCAUCCAUAUCAGUCGAUCGGGAGCAGCUGGCCCGGAUGGGCACGCUCACCUCCAUUCCCUCGAUCAGCUCCACCAACUCCAGCUCGCUGCCGCUGGGUGGUGGUCAGAAGCAGCGAGGUCUCGCCAUGCACCGCCAACAGUCGGCCAGCGUUGCGCAGGAUCUCGAGAAGAUCGAGGAGAUCCCGCUGUCCCCACAGUCCUUCAUCAUCAAUCACACUGCCAGCAGCAGCACCUCGAGCCUGCAGUCGGAGAUCAACGAGCGGGGCCGAGCGUUCCGAAACGGUGGCGGACCAACCGAUCGGGCCCACAACGGCAAGGAGCUGCGGCUCAGUGUGGAGGCGCUCGGGCUUCGGUGA
This is a messenger RNA of Anopheles moucheti, 5094 nucleotides long. RefSeq lists its product as uncharacterized. Lineage: Eukaryota; Metazoa; Arthropoda; Insecta; Diptera; Culicidae. Bases 1 to 5094 code for a protein of 1697 amino acids. Gene Ontology annotation, molecular function: guanylate cyclase activity; protein kinase activity; peptide receptor activity. The record is from RefSeq and is a predicted model, not a curated record. Gene Ontology annotation, biological process: protein phosphorylation; intracellular signal transduction; cGMP biosynthetic process. The transcript has 15 exons.